Styela clava is the source of this 1596-nucleotide messenger RNA. RefSeq names its product sodium/potassium-transporting ATPase subunit beta-1-interacting protein 3-like. NCBI's taxonomy places the organism in Eukaryota, Metazoa, Chordata, Ascidiacea, Stolidobranchia, Styelidae. The record is from RefSeq and is a predicted model, not a curated record. Gene Ontology annotation, biological process: regulation of sodium ion transport.
CUUGAAAAGUAUCCAGAGCAAAUCUCCAUAUUGGCCUCAUCUACUUGGUAUUCGCGCAAACAGGACUUGCUGUGUCUACUAUUUUACCUUGCUGUCGUGAGUUGUUUCUUUGACGGAUGGUGGGUUGGAUGUGUUCCUCACAUCAUUGACGAACAUGGGAUGUUCAUGUAAUUCACGGUGUAUUUUUGUUUCAAUCUGCAUCAUACAACUGGUAACCGUCACUUUUCGGCAAGUUUUUGAUUUUCUUGGAUUGCAAUGGACCUCAAUUGUUGCGAAUUUUUGUCAAAUUUCAGUUUUAAUUUUGGGACUUUAUGGAGCAUACCAGUAUAAAAGAAGAAUCAUCGCAGUGUAUGCUACGUGGACUUUAAUAUGGAUAGGAUGGAAUAUUUUUCUCAUCUGUUUAUAUCUUGACAUAGGGAUCUUACGUCUGAAUAAUCAUGGUAUUGCAGUCAAUCUUGCCAUCACAGACAGUUAUUCAUGGUUCAAAAAUACAUCGUUUUCUUGUGAUUCUCUGUCAUCAACUCCAUUAUGGCUAGAUCCUACAACACCCACUAACAUGCCUAUUGAUUGUGCGAUUGAUUAUCGUUAUAUAGAAAUAUUCCAAUCGGGCUUGCAGGUCGCAUUCGCUUGCUUCGGGUUCAUCAUAUCAUGCUAUGUUAUUGGUGUUCUUGAAGAUGACAGUGGCAGUUUCGAUUUCAUUGGCAGUGAUGAUCGAAAGAGAGGUGGUCCGGAAGAAUCACCACUUGUAAGAUCACAUCGUGUUGCUGAGGAAUAAAAUGAAAAGAUGGGUGUUAAUAAAAUUGUUUCAUUUGUCCAAUACAACUGAUGCUUUUUGCUGGCUUUUCUAAAUAUUUUUCUUGAUCUACGGAUUAUUAUCUAUAUUAUGCUUUGUUCAUUUUGUCAUCUUUGUACUUUUAUUUGAUGGGGCUUUUUCUAUUUUUAACAAUUUGUUUGAAGUGUUAUGAAGCAGUAGUUGAAAUCAUUUGAUAUUUAGUAUGCUGCGGUAGGGAUUGGCACAACAUAAAACAUCAUUUUUACAUCAGAUGGUGCAAGUUUUUGUUUAUUACUUUGUUAAUUACUCAACUCUUUCUUUCGCAUGUCUGGUACAUUUUUUUACUUCACUAUCAAGUCUGUAAUAUUUUUAUGCUUCGUUUUUGCACAAUCAUGUCUGCCAUUCAUCAUUAUUUCAUGUGGUUGAAUUAUUAUUUAUGAUCAACAGAAAUACAACACCAAGCCAUAAUGAAAAGAAGAAUAUUGUAAAAUCUCCUGAGCAUGUUAGAGUAAAAAGAAAAUCGUACUUUAUUAUGGGAUUGUUUAUUCACCAUUUUCUUUAUAUCACACUUUUUCACAUUGUUCUAUCAAUUGUAUAGUCACAACAAUCUAGAUCAGCAACAGUUCUAUUUCACUGAUAUUGUACAAUGUAGCUCAUACUGACCGACCACUGUCUGUAAAUUAUGGGUGGUGAAUUUCUAUAUUUUGUUUUUAAUAGAAGUUGAUUUCUGUAUUCUGGCGAAUUUGCAAGUUCUUGUUGAAGUAUAUUUCAUUUAUUUGCCUAUGUUUAUGCUUUGUUACAAUGAAAUUAAUCGCAUAACUAAA